CUGAGACCCGCCUGGUUGUGAUUUCGGAACUCGGUCUUGCCAAUUUGUCGACAACAUGCUAAAGCUUCUCGGCACAGCAGCCCUGCUCGGCGCAGCACUCGCGCAGAAUUCGUCGUCUCUUCCGACAGUGGAUCUUGGAUAUGAGAUUCACCAGGCAUCAACCUUCAAUCAAACCGGUGGUUUCUACAAUUUCUCCAACAUCAGAUAUGCGGCACCACCGGUCGGCCAAUUGAGGUUCGCUCCUCCACAGGCGCCGGCCGAGAACAGAUCCUCGGUCAACACUGGCACACUCAACAGGAUAUGCCCUCAAGCCGGCCCAGCAUGGUCCGCGCAGGCCACAACGUUCCUGACUAGCCUUAUCCUUGGUGUCCAGUACAACACGAGCAAUGCCUACGUGCCGCCAGGUGCGAAUGCAAGCAGCCUGGUCCCAGCUGCGGACCCGCAAGAGUCUGAAGACUGUCUGUUCCUGGACGUCUUCGUUCCUGAAGAUGUUCUGGCCAAAGCAGGGAAGGGCUAUGGUGCUCCUGUUCUUGUAUGGAUUUACGGAGGUGGCUAUACCGGUGGAAGCAAGAACUACAACCCUGCUGGUCUCAUCGCUGCUUCUGGCAACUCUACGAAUGGCGACGUCAUCUAUGUGUCUAUGAACUAUCGUCUGGGUGCGUUCGGAUGGCAAGCUGGUCCUUCGUUCCAAGCGGAGGGUGGGACAGCCAAUCUCGGCCUGUACGACCAGCGCUUCGCCCUCGAAUGGGUACAGAAGUACAUCCAUCUGUUUGGAGGUGACAAGAACCGCGUCACAGUUUUUGGUGAAUCAGCUGGUGGAGGUAGCAUCAUGCACCAGAUCACAGCGUAUGGAGGCCUCAAGGGAAAUGCCCCGUUCCAGCAAGCGAUUCCGCAGAGUCCUGGGUGGCAGCCAGUGCAGUCCAACGUCCAGCUUGAGGAUACCUACCGCAAGUUCCUGAACCUCACCAACGUCACAUCGCUCGCCGAACUUCGUGCUCUGCCAUACGAGACCAUUCGCCGCGCCAAUGUACAACAGAUCGCGUACGACACUGCUUGGGGUCAGUACGCGUACGGUCCGAGUGUCGAUGGCAAUUUCGUCCCGCAGCAGCCCGGACAGCUACUCGCCCAGGGUCGCUUCGACAAGGACGUCAAAGUGAUGGUUGGUCACAACUCAAAUGAGGGACCUCUGUUCACAGCCCCUUCGAUCCAGUCUGAUGCUGCACUCCGCAAGCAGCUCAACACUGCCUACCCGCACAUGCCCAACUCCUCCGUCGACUACCUCACCAACGUUCUGUACCCCCCAGUCUUCGACGGCUCGCUCCCUUACAAGACUCAGUACGCGCGCGCUGUCCUGAUCAUCAGCGAAGGCGUCUUUACCUGCAAUACUUACUACCUCUCCAAGGCCUACAACAAUGAGACAUACUCGUACCUCUUCGCCGUCCCGCCCGCAUUUCACGGCUUCGACAUUGCAUAUACCUACUUCACCGGCGGGGCUGCCAGCCUUCUGCCUACCGGUGUGACGAACCGCACCGUUGCGCUUGCGCUCCAGGAGUUCAUCACGAGCUUCGCUGAGAAGGGCGUGCCUGAGGCUCCAGGCAUCCCUAAAUUUGACAUGUACGGCGAGAACGCGAGUGUGCUGAGGCUCAACAUCACCGGUAUCGACGAGAUUCGCGACUCGAACGCGAACAAACGCUGUGACUGGUGGCAGUUGGCCUUGGUAUCGUAGACUAUCGCGUUCCGCAGAUGGCAAACAAUAGUAACGCUGGGUACAUGAUCAUAGACGCCUAAUGUAAUAAUGUGCAUACGAAAUUGUGUCGCUUCGAAUGGAAACACUGCAUGCGAGGACAUGACUGAAGAAGCUUCGAAGCUACAGGAGUCUCGUACAUCAAGGUAGUUCAGUGAACCGUGCAGGAGCUCCCCAUCAUCAGAACGAGGCUGCAAUCACCAGGUCCCUUCUCACGGUAUUGCCCGACAUCGAAGACGACCUCAACACAUGGCUUCUCGCAUGUGCA
Didymella exigua CBS 183.55 is the source of this 2012-nucleotide messenger RNA. RefSeq names its product acetylcholinesterase precursor. NCBI's taxonomy places the organism in Eukaryota, Fungi, Ascomycota, Dothideomycetes, Pleosporales, Didymellaceae. The coding region runs from base 56 to 1726 and encodes 556 amino acids. The record is from RefSeq and is a predicted model, not a curated record. The transcript is spliced from 3 exons.